Sinocyclocheilus grahami is the source of this 1613-nucleotide messenger RNA. RefSeq names its product RAB43, member RAS oncogene family (gene rab43). The transcript has 5 exons. Gene Ontology annotation, molecular function: GTP binding; GTPase activity. The coding region runs from base 87 to 1022 and encodes 311 amino acids. The record is from RefSeq and is a predicted model, not a curated record. NCBI's taxonomy places the organism in Eukaryota, Metazoa, Chordata, Actinopteri, Cypriniformes, Cyprinidae.
GUGUCUCCACGUCACUCAGGUCACGCGAAACAACCGGAGGCACGGAUUAUCGGUUUAUCGGUGAGCACUGCUGCGCGGCUAACGGCAUGUCGCUGCUGGACUCUGACGACAGCUACGAUUUAGUCUUCAAAAUCGUUCUUGUCGGAGAUGUCGGUGUCGGCAAAACUUGCGUGGUUCAGCGUUUCAAGACCGGGCUAUUCACCGAGAAGCAAGGGAACACGAUCGGCGUGGACUUCACGGUGAAGACGCUGGAGAUGCACGGCAAGCGGGUGAAGAUUUGGGAUACAGCUGGACAGGAGAGGUUUCGCACGAUCACACAGAGUUACUACCGCAGCGCCAAUGGUGCCAUCAUCACUUACGACAUCACGAAGAGAGCCUCUUUCAUGUCUGUGCCCAAGUGGAUGGAGGAUGUGCAGAAAUAUGGGGGUUCCAACAUUGUUCCUCUGUUAAUUGGUAAUAAAUCAGACUUGCCCGACUUGCGUGAAGUUCCACUUGAGGAUGCACAGACCAUGGCUCAUCAGCUGGAUUUUGUUAGUGCCAUCGAGACUUCAGCCAAGGACUCUAGCAAUGUGGAGACCUUUUUUUUACAGAUUUGGGAUACAGCUGGACAGGAGAGGUUUCGCACGAUCACACAGAGUUACUACCGCAGUGCCAAUGGUGCCAUCAUCACUUACGACAUCACGAAGAGAGCCUCUUUCAUGUCUGUGCCCAAGUGGAUGGAGGAUGUGCAGAAAUAUGGGGGUUCCAACAUUGUUCCUCUGUUAAUUGGUAAUAAAUCAGACUUGCCCGACUUGCGUGAAGUUCCACUUGAGGAUGCACAGACCAUGGCUCAUCAGCUGGAUUUUGUUAGUGCCAUCGAGACUUCAGCCAAGGACUCUAGCAAUGUGGAAGAGGCAUUUAACAAAAUGGCCAGUGAGCUCAUUCUCAGACAUGGCGGGCCCAUGUUCACUGAAAAUGUAACAGACAGCUUUAAACUCAACAGCAAGGAUGUGACCAAUGAGGGCUGGGGAUGUGGGUGUUGAUGACUGUUCAGAAAGCAAUAAAAAGCUUUGGUUCUUACCACUCACUCGGUUAUAUAAAUUGGGUCCUGUCAGGCAGAUGCUGAAUUUGAAGCGGGAGACGCUGAAGAUACAUUUCUAGGAGUGGCUUAUAAAAGACCCACAAAACGGCACCAUGUGAUUUUAUAAACCUACAGUUGAACGUAACAGUGAAGACGCUGGGUAGAGACCAGUUUGAUUGCCAAGCACAAAAUUGCCACGCUUUAUUUAAAAAUCAUAACCAGCCCAAAUUUAUUUUCAAAACCCAGUAAAAAACAAUUUGUUUCUCCACUGAACGCAAAAUUGCUGUGCGACAUGACACAAUCAGCCAAUCAGGUCGUGUUUGAUGUUUAAUGUGCAGUUAUGUGUAGCAAGACUUUGGACAAAUGAGAUUUCACAAUGGGCGGGGCUUCCUAGAGCAACAACUAACAAAUAGAAACCAAGCUGUUGAUAAAAUAUCCUAUCGCUUGUUGGACCGGCUGUUAAGAUUACACAUGUACAGUAGGUGACACAUGUACAUCUCAGCAGAAGUUUUGUACUGUAUGUUUUGGUUGCCCGUGGAGCUUAUCCGGGAAA